GACACAGCGGAGUGGCGUCCGGAGAUUACACACAUACACAGCGGCACUUCUCAGAUGCAGCAUGUCCCAAAAGACAGCGGAUACCUGAAUAUUCCCACUGCACGGACCUGAUUUUUGAAUAUCCAUCAUUUUUUUUUUGUUGGGGGGGAGGCAUUCACUGUUUCCUGUAGACAAUCGGAAAAUGUCUCAUUCUUUGAAUACUUGAGGAGUGACGACAACUUUCCUCUUUUCGGACUUCACCACACUAACCGCGGAAGAUACGGCGUGAAACACAUACACACACAUAGACACACAAACAGAGAGGACUCGCACAGGCUUUCACAAUGGAAAUAGAUCAAUUGCCCGACUAAAAGCCGCAGAUUAAAGCGCCGAAAUUAGUCUCUGCAUUGGGGAUACCAAGCAAUGUUAUCUGCGGAGAUGCGUUGUUUGCUGUGGUUCAUGUUCAUGGAUGUUGCAGCUCGGUCGGGGUGCACAAGGAGCCUUUGGGUGGCUGUGAUUGGACCGGACACAGACUGGGGCUGACUGAUGUUUGUCCAAGAGGAAAUGUUUUGGGAAGGAGAUCAAUACGAGUUACUGGCGCUCGCAGGGGGGGAUGUCAGUCUCCUCAAGCACCAACAUUACUAUGAGGAUGGAGGGAAACGUGCACGCAUAAGCCAGCGAUUUUUUGGAACUGAUUUCUGCAGAAAUAUUUUCUCUCUCCGUCAGACAUUCAUAUCCGACGCGUUGCCAGGCGUGGGACACACUAACAAUGUUUUGCUCCCUCUGCAAACUGUCACAAGACUGUUAUAAGUGGUUAUGGAUAAUGGUUGCUCUUCUCUCUGUAUGAUGGCUUUUAAAAAUUAUGGACAAGUAUUAAGUUUUUUUUUUCUUCCCUUUUUGACUGUGAUACAGCAUCUUGAAAGAUACAUAUUACGGACUACGGUAGCCUACUUCCAGUCAGUGUCAUCAUCCCUGAAGUGAAGUUAUGGGACUUUACGGUAACACAUUUUUCCAUAGGAAAAUCAUCUGCCGUCUGUUUUUGAAAAUACAAUAGCCUAUGAGAAUAUGUGUUCAAAAAUGUCUUGCACCAUGGCAAUUAAUUGGGUUUUUUAUUUUGUCUUUUUGCUUCCACUGUUUGCAAUGGGAACAGCUUUUUCUGGGGUUUUCAAUGCCACAGACAAAGACUUUUUUUCAGAUGACUUGCUACAGGUCAAGCUCACACAAGACAAAACAACAGAGCAGUGGAAACUCCAGUCCACUGAUUCCCACCCUAACCUGUAUUUUAACCAAGUGGAUGUUCUGCAUUUGAGGCAAAGGUCCUCCACCACCCACAGCCACAUAUUCAAAGUCAUUCGCGCAGCUGUCCUCACCAUGCUUUCCAAUGUUCCUAUUUACAUGCCUCCUGCAAAACAUGAGGAGUUUACAAGCAAGUGGAAUGAAAUUUAUGGAAACAACCUGCCUCCCCUGGCUCUCUACUGCCUGUUGUGCCCGGAGGACUCUGGUGCCCUGCAGUUUCUUAUUAAGUUUAUGGAUAGGAUGGCUGACUACCCAGACUGGAAGGUGACCAGUGCCCCUAAUGAUGAGGUGCCAAUGGCACACUCGCUCACUGGGUUUGCUACUGCCUAUGACUUUAUUUAUUCUUAUCUGGAUGAACGGCGGCGUGAUGCUUACCUCAAGAGAAUCCGCUCUGAGACUGCGGAGCUGUAUGAGCUCUCUAAGUACAGGGGGUGGGGGAAACAAUAUCUCCAAAAUCAUCAGACCACCAACAUUUUAGCCAUCCUGACUGGUGCAAUCGUGGUUGGAGCACACAAUGACCCAGAAUCGAUGAUCUGGAAACAAGUGUCAGUGAACUAUAUGGAGAAAACCAUGUUUCUCCUAAAUCAUAUUGUGGAUGGGUCGCUGGAUGAGGGAGUAGCCUAUGGGAGCUACACUGCCAAGUCUAUCACACAGUAUGUCUUCUUAGCCCAGCGCCAUUUCAGCAUUGAUAACGUGCAGAACAACUGGCUGCAGGGACACUUCUGGUUUUAUUAUGCCACGCUGUUGCCGGGAUUUCAGCGAACAGUUGGCAUAGCAGACUCCAACUACAACUGGUUUUAUGGGCCUGAGAGCCAACUUGUUUUCCUCGACACGUUUGUCAUGAGGAAUGGAACAGGCAACUGGCUCGCUCAACAGAUUAGAAAGCAUCGACCCAAGGACGGUCCCAUGGGCCAGUCCUCUGCCCAGCGCUGGACUACCCUUCACACAGAAUACAUCUGGUACAAUGCCCACCUCACGCCACAACCUCCCCACGGCUUCGGCAAAGCCAGGAUGCAUAUUUUUUCAAACUGGGGUGUGGUAACCUAUGGGUCAGGACUGCCCAGCGGCCAGGGGAAUACAUUUGUCUCUUUUAAGUCGGGCAAACUGGGUGGCCGUGCUGUGUACGACAUCGUCCAUGACAAGCCGUACUCAUGGGUGGAUGGCUGGAACAGCUUCAACCCAGGGCACGAGCACCCCGACCAGAACUCUUUCACAUUUGCUCCUAACGGACAAGUGUUUGUGUCUGAAGCACUUUAUGGUCCAAAGUAUAGCUACCUUAACAACGUGUUGGUGUUCAGCCCGUCCCCCACCAGCCAGUGUAACAGUCCAUGGGAGGGUCAGCUGGGGGAGUGUGCUAAGUGGCUCCGCUGGACUGACGAGGGGGUGGGCGAUGCUCGAGGGGAGGUGAUUGUUGCCUCCUCACACAGGGACACCAUGUUUGUGAGCGGGGAAGCAGUGUCAGCUUACUCCCCCGCCAUGAGACUGAAGAGUGUGUACAGAGCUCUGGUUCUGAUCAACUCCCAGACGUUGCUGGUGCUUGACCAUGUGGAGAAGUGGGAUGACUCGCCUGUGAGCUCACUCAGCGCUUUCUUUCACAACCUCGACAUUGACUUCAAAUAUGUUCCUUUUAAAUUUAUGGACAAGUAUAAUGGGGCCAUGAUGGACGUGUGGGACGCUCAUUACAAAAUGUUCUGGUUUGACACCCAGGGUCACAGCCCUGAUACCAGGAUACAGGAGGCAGAGCAGGCGGCCGAAUUUAAAAAGAGAUGGACACAGUAUGUCAAUGUCACUUUUCCAAUGACGGGCACAGUCAGCAGAGUAGCUUAUGUGAUGCAUGGGCCUUAUGUCAAAGUGUCCAACUGUAGAUUUAUAGACAAUAGUAAGAAUGGAGUUAGACUUUCUUUAACUAUAAAUAACACAGAAAAAAUUGUCUCUAUUGCCACAAACUACAAAGACAUAGGUGCAAGGUUAAGUUAUUUAGGAUUUGGAGGUCAUUCUAAAGUGGAGGAUAGAAAUCAAAUCACUCGAUAUGGCCUUGGGACUCAGCUCAUCCCCAAACAAAUCAACAGUGAUAAUCAGCUGUUUGAUUUUGGAUUUACAGUGAAUGUAAUAGCAGGGGUUGUGCUCUGUGUAGCUAUAGGAUUCCUGACAAUGCAGAGAAAGUUUUAUGUCUGCUUCAGCAGGCUGAUGCGCUAUGUUCUCCUCUCUGUGCUCAUUCUGUGGAUAGCUGAGCUGCUGUUUGUGUCUAACAGCUGUGAUCAGCUUCUCUGUGGGGUAAAAUGGAAAGGUGCGGGUGCCAACUCUGAAGUAAACAAACAAAUCAGAUUGUAUGAACAGCAUCGACUCCCUCUCCCCACUGUCGUCAUAACAACCCUGCCUGGCUCGGGAUCGGAAAUACUCAAGAAUCUUUUUUACAACAGCUCUGACUUUGUUUACAUAAGAGUUCCUACAGAGCAUGUGGACAUUCCAGAGACCGAGUUUGAGUUCGACUCAGUGGUUGACGCCUGUGAGUGGUCAAGAUCAGACGCUGUGCACGGGCGGUUUAAAAUCAUACAGGGCUGGCUGCACUCGCUGGUCCACAACACCAAGCUGCAUUUGCAAAACAUUCAGCUGGCAGAAGGCAGCAGAAUCAAACAGCCCCAGAAAGUCGGGCCCUCCAGGGAAAGGAAGAAAAGGACGAGGAGGAGAGAGCCGGCAUCUGAGCUGAAGGGCAAACUGCGAGCCAGUUUCGACAGAGACAUGGAGUACGUUAGGGAGAUGAGACGUCAUGUCGCCGAGUACCCUAACGCCCGCGUGGUCCUCAACAUGAGGAGCGGAAGCUGGGCUCUCAAGCUGCCCUUCAUUCAGGAGGUUGUCGGACCUUCUUUGAGGGCCAUCUAUUUGGUCAGAGACCCUCGAGCAUGGAUUUAUCUCAUGGUGUAUAACAGCAAACCCAGCCUCUACUCCCUUAAGAACAUCCCGCAGCACCUUUCCUUGAUAUUCAAGGAGGAUGCUGUCAGGGACGCAUGCCCGACUGUGGCACCAGAGUUUCAAGUGAUUCAGAGGCUUCUGUCCCGUUCAGAGACCAACCCUGUCCUGAUACUGGCCCAUCUGUGGCUGGCUCACACUGCAGCAGUGCUGAAGGUCAGUGACAACCUCCCAGCGGAGGCCUACCUCCAGGUGAGGUUUGAGGACGUGGUCAACUUCCCCCAGGAAACCGCAGAGACAAUACACACAUUCCUGGGGGUGCCAGUCUCACCCGCAGCCCUCAACCAACUUAUAUUCACCACCUCUACAAACCUGUACAAUUUAAUGUAUGAGGGAGACAUUUCACCAGCCAACAUUAACAUAUGGAGACAAAAUAUGCCUCGAAAGGACAUCAGACUGAUCGAGGACACAUGUGGGAGUGUGAUGAAGAGGCUCGGUUACACCAGGUUUGCCAGUUAACGUACCGCUGCUGGUCAGCUGAGAUUGAAUUGUGAUUGUUUACUGUAGCUGCCAGUCCCUUUCCUUUUGAGUUUUUGUAAAGUUGUAUUUUGCACUGAUCUUUAAUGUAAAAUGAGUUGUUACAGGUGACGAGAGGGGGAAAAAAACAACAACAGAAAGGGUUGAGUUAUUGUCUUGUGUUCAAGUUCUUUCAGUUUCCUGUAUUUGUUUGGGUAUAUGUGAGGUGUUGUACUUACUAUGGCAACCUAUGUUUGCAAGUUAGAAAUGUUUUACAUUAAAAUGAGUCAAAGGGAGCUUUAAUCAUUGUACAUUUUUGUUUUCACCUCGCAUCCCUCAACCCUUUCUUUCAGCACUCUUUAUUUAGUGGGAGUUAUAGGAUUUUGUUGUCUUACUUGCAGUCGUGUCUUAAAGAGGAAUGCCACUUAAUGUCAGCCUAAAAUAGAGUGUCGUGUAGUGAAAAUUAUAUAACAUUUUUCUUGGUAAGAAAUGAGUUUAUUCCAUUCUCAAUCUGUGAUGUCAGAAAAAAAAUGUCUGUGCAAAACAUACACGCAAUACACUGUAAUUAUGCUCUGGGGGUCAGGGGAUAUUUACUGACUUGGAACAUGUGAUAAAGCUCAUUAAGAAGAAAAACCUCUCAGACAUUUUAUGUGUUCACAGUCAGACUAGUGUUUAUUGACUGUCUUGGUUUUCUAAUUCCUGGCUUUGGGAGGAAGUUGUUAAUUUUCACAAGAACUAAUUUGGCUGUCAUAAAUUUUAAUACAUGUGAAUGAUUUAAUUGAGUGCUAUUUCCCUUUAAGAAAUGUAUAAGAUGCUGCAAUGUAUAGACCUGUUUUGCAAAAUGGAGAGAAAGAUGGCAGUAGUGCUUUAUUGCUCUAAUAUCAACGUAUAAAAAAAAAAAUGUGGAUUGUAUUUUCAUAUUAAUGUACACUAGUAGUUUGGCAGAGGGGCCAUCAAAAAUUUAUUUGAAGCUCAAAGAUGUCAUGACGUUUUGGUGGCUUAGCACUUUCACAGGGACUCUCUUGAUUGUAUGUGGGAUUCUGUACAUUUUCCAAUCCUCUAAUAUUAACUUUACUGUAUGUACUCAAUUAGACUGGAAAUAGAGGACUCUGAAGAUAUUAUGUCUGGAAGAAAGAGAAUAAAGUUAGAUGAGGAAUGAAGUUAGAAGUAUUUAUGGGUUCCAAAGACACAUAUCCCAAAGGAUCAGAAAUGAAUAUGAUUAUUAUAACUCCCUUUGGCAUUUAUUGAAUUAGAUCAGAGGAAAGUGCUUAAUAGGGAUCAAACUGAAAAAAACUGUCAGCCUUGACACAUUUCUAGUCAAAGCAAUUUCCAAAGCAUCCCCUUCAGCUACUUAUAUUAAUCUGCAAAAUGCCAUAACUGAAGCUUACCCUGUGUUUUAUUGCUGUGCUAUCUUCAAUAGGGCCUGGAGGAAAUGCAAACAGCAUACGUUUCCAUUUCCUGUCGUGGUCAAUGAGAUAUCCAAUGAUCUUACAGGCCUGUGUCUUGAAAGGGUUCAGCAGGCGGCGGACUGCACUGGAGAUGAAUAUUAAGUAUGGCAAAGAAAGUCAGAGACCAUUUCUACUCUGUGAUGUUAUGCUCGUCGGGCAAUAUUGUGGGCAAAAAAA
Molecule: messenger RNA, 6323 nt
Organism: Myripristis murdjan (pinecone soldierfish)
Lineage: Eukaryota; Metazoa; Chordata; Actinopteri; Holocentriformes; Holocentridae
Gene: dselb
Product: dermatan sulfate epimerase like b
Exons: 1
Coding region: 1045-4701 (1218 amino acids)
Molecular function (GO): chondroitin-glucuronate 5-epimerase activity; sulfotransferase activity
Source: RefSeq, a predicted model, not a curated record